AUGGGGGCUCAAACCUUUCCACUGAGGCGCUCACGCAGCCGCGCAACACAAUACGCGACGUCGCCGGAAUGCAUAACAUCUCUGAAAACAGCCCCGGAGAGCACCGUGACCUCACGAGGCACCUCCACCGCCGCUGCCGCCGCUGCGAGGACACCCUCGUCCGGCGAACGGGCUUCCAGCGGGCGUAUCAGCUCCAGCAUUACGCACAACUCUGUCCUGCCCGUGACGCCGCAGUACCUCUGCCAGCUCACGGAGAAGCAACUCGGUCCUAGGGAAGAUGUUGUUGGCCACGUCCGUCAAAAGCCACCGCCUGCCCCGCCGUGA
Messenger RNA from Trypanosoma conorhini, 324 nucleotides. RefSeq lists its product as uncharacterized. NCBI's taxonomy places the organism in Eukaryota, Euglenozoa, Kinetoplastea, Trypanosomatida, Trypanosomatidae. The coding region runs from base 1 to 324 and encodes 107 amino acids. The transcript has a single exon. The record is from RefSeq and is a predicted model, not a curated record.